Messenger RNA from Fulvia fulva, 540 nucleotides. RefSeq lists its product as uncharacterized. Lineage: Eukaryota; Fungi; Ascomycota; Dothideomycetes; Mycosphaerellales; Mycosphaerellaceae. The transcript has 2 exons. The record is from RefSeq and is a predicted model, not a curated record. The coding region runs from base 1 to 540 and encodes 179 amino acids.
AUGCUCGCAGCUGCAGUCCCGCUUGUCGCGUUGUUCGCGACCUCUGUGCUCGCGCAGGGAGGAUCGAUUCCAGGUCUGCCACAGUGCGCGCAGGGCUGCGUGACGGACUAUGGAGGCUGCAACCAAGUGGACGUUGAGUGCAUUUGCACAAACAAACCUCUGCUCGAGAAGUUAUCGUGCUGCGUGAGCCAGAACUGCGACGAAGCUGCAACUGAAGAUGUGAUCAGCUUCGCCAAUUCUCUGUGUGGCAGCUACGGCGUCAAGACGCUCCCGACUGCCGCAACUUGUGCUUCGACCGCCGCAUCUCCAACAGCAACCCCUUCUGGCACCCACACUGGCACCGCAACCAUGUCUAUGACAAAGGCACCAAGCGGUACCGAAGCCGCGUCUUCGCCCUCUGGCACACGCACUACCAAGGCAGCUGGCAGCGAAACGACCGCCGCUGCAUCUGCCACCGAGUCUGCGUUCGCCGUCAAGAGCUACCAGGCAGAGGGCCUUGGUCUUGGUAUGGCCGUGCUUGGUCUCCUGGCUGCGUUGUAG